AUGGACAGUGUCGGAUGGCAUGCCAGGCAGAAGGCGAAGCGGGAAGAAGAGAACGCGCGUAGUCCGCAGAGAGGGCCCGAUGGUCGUUUCCGACCAGUGGAAGAGAUAGGUCCCCUUGAUGGGCAAUUCAUUGGCGGUCCGCCGCCGCCCACUCCGCCGCCGAAAGAUGAUCCCCAUUACUCUGUGGCCAACGGAAAGCGCACCCCGUCGCUCGGGACCAUACCGUCCCAAUCAAGCCAGUAUGAGGCUGGAACCCCGGAUUCACCCCUACAUCAUCUCGCUCGGAUGAGCGCUGUGGAACGAUCGAGGAAUCUGAAGGUCGCGCACAUGGAGCCCUACCUCCAGCUAAUGGCAGGUCCGCUUCUGCGGUACGACACCGUCGACAGACAAGGAAUCUGGCGCGGGGCGGCACUGAUCGUCAGUAAGUUCCUAGCCGAAUGCUAUUGUUUGGCCGAUCGCUAUACAUCACUCCGACAGCCGCCGACGCCGCUCGUCUCGCCGAUUUCGCGGGGACUGUCGGUAGAUCUGGGACCUCACCCGGCUGACCCUCAUUCUACGAGUCGACCAGAUUAUGACAGCAUUCCCGACGGUCCAAAUGCAAUCACGAAACACAGUUACGGCCACGAACUGUAUGUCUACGUCGGGCACUCAGGUACUUUUACAUUCUGGCGCUUUAUGCUGGAGAUUCCGCUAGGGCAAACCGAGACACGCAUCACAUACAGCGUCAACCGUGGACUUCCUCUUCAUUUCUUCGUUCCAGGCCGCACGGAAAACAUGCGCUGGGCGGCUUAUUCAUGUAAUGGGUUCAGCGCAGGUGUGAAUGCGAACGACUUCUGCGGCCCUGGAUUCCACAGCGGGUACGACCCAGUAUGGACCGAUCUCCUAGCUAAGCAUGCUGAACAACCAUUCCAUGCUUUGGUGGGAGGUGGGGACCAACUGUACUGCGAUGGAGUUGUACGCGAACCAGAAUUGCAAGAAUGGGUAUCUUUACCGAAGGGAGAAAAGAAGAGGAAGUUCCCACUGAGUGAAGAGAUGCGGGUGGCAAUAGAUCGAUUUUACUUCAAUCACUAUUGCCAUACUUUCAGAAGUGGAGCGUUUGCAAGAGCGAACUGCUCGAUUAUCGGUUCACGGGGAUACUUCUUCUUCUUGCUGUUCCAGUGCUUCAUCAACGUGGACAUUGAUGGCAGAGAUGAUCGACGUCAUCCGUUCCAGUCGCUCAUUAUUGGGGCGGACGGGCCGUACAUACCCUUCCCUUCUCAUUCGUUCUUGACGUACCUCGGUCCUCAAGUAUGGAUGCUACUGCUCGAUUGCCGUGCGGAGAGAAAGCUUGACCAGGUCUGCAGCGACCGAUCAUAUCGGAUCGUGUUCGAUCGAGUGGGCGCAAUGCCCCCAGGCGUAGAACAUCUCGUCAUACAACUUGGCAUUCCUAUCGCUUAUCCUCGCAUGGUGUUCCUUGAGAACGUCCUAGAGUCGAAAAUGAAUCCGUUGACCGCGCUUGGAAGGUCAGGGUCCUUGGGUCUUUCUGGCUUCGUCAAUAAGUUCAACGCUGAUGCAGAGCUACUCGAUGAUUUGAAUGAUCACUGGACUUCGAAAGCCCAUAAGAAAGAGCGCAACUGGCUCGUUGAACAGAUGCAGCGAUAUGCCUGGACGAGACACUGUCGUGUCACGUUCCUUUCAGGAGAUGUACACUGCGCUGCUGUUGGCCUAUUCAAAACACUCCGCCAACAGAAAGAGGCAGACAUACCACCUCCGCUCGACCAUCGGUACAUGCUGAAUAUUGUGUCUAGUAAUGAAUUCACCUGUCUUAUUCUUCCCAGUCCACCGAACCCAGUCUUGACCAUGGUUUCCUCACUGGCCACCAAAACACACCGUACUCUACAUCGCAUCUCCACUGACGAGACGAUGAUUCCUCUGUUCGAGAAGGAGCCUAACGGGCAGCCCGCGAAGAGCAAGUGCAUCAUGGGAAGACGUAACUGGUGUGCCGUGUGGUGGGAGACUAGUGGCGACUUGGUCUUCGAUAUGCGGGUCGAGAUUGAGAAAGGCAUUGGGCGAACUGCUAGCUAUCCCAUACGGGCACCACCUCCUCGGUGGACAACGUCAUGA
Molecule: messenger RNA, 2103 nt
Organism: Fomitopsis serialis
Lineage: Eukaryota; Fungi; Basidiomycota; Agaricomycetes; Polyporales; Fomitopsidaceae
Exons: 15
Coding region: 1-2103 (700 amino acids)
Cellular component (GO): membrane
Source: RefSeq, a predicted model, not a curated record